GUCCCCUCGAUACGAUAUUUUGUCCAAAAUGAUUUGCGCGACUUCUCCUCCACUUUCCUAAAUCUGUCGAAACAACCAAACCCGACGUCUCCUCCAAUGGCGGCGAUUAGGGUUCGAUACCUUAACCAUGCACCUUCCUCAAGGUGGUCGCAUUCCCUCCACCGGAACUCGCCCUCGCCUCUGCUCUCUCCGAAUCGCGUAGGAUUCGCCGCGUUUGGGUCUCGGGAGCUCUAUCCCGCCGUUGGAGAUGUAUGCAGACGCACGCGUUUGAGCUUGAGGAGCUGCAGAGGAGCUGUUCGAGCGGUGUUGGAGGAGAGCAAGACGGAGACGAAAGCAGAGACGGAGGAUGAAGAGAAGGGUUUCACGUGCGUGAUGAAGUUCGGUGGAUCGUCAUUGGCGUCAGCGGAGAGGAUGAAGGAGGUGGCCGAUCUGAUUCUGAGUUUCCCUGAAGAACGGCCCGUGGUUGUCCUGUCUGCAAUGGGGAAAACCACCAACAAUCUCCUCCUUGCGGGGGAGAAGGCUGUAAGCUGUGGUGUUUCUCGUGCAUCUGAGAUAGAGGAGUUGGUCAUUAUAAAGGAAUUGCAUCUCAGGACUGUGAAAGAACUCGGGGUUGACUCGUCUGUUGUUUCGUCCUUUUUGGAAGAAUUGGAGCAACUCCUGAAAGGCAUAGCCAUGAUGAAGGAGUUGACACUAAGAACCAGAGAUUACCUGGUCUCCUUUGGAGAGUGCAUGUCUACGAGGAUCUUUGCAGCAUAUCUCAACAAAAUCGGUGCCAAGGCCCGUCAAUAUGAUGCGUUUGAUAUCGGUUUCAUAACAACCGAUGAUUUCACAAAUGCGGAUAUCUUGGAAGCAACUUACCCAGCUGUUUCCAAGAGAUUAUAUGAUGACUGGAUCAGCGAUCCUGUUAUUCCUGUUGUAACCGGUUUCCUCGGGAAGGGCUGGAAAACUUGCGCCGUUACUACGUUGGGUAGGGGCGGCAGUGAUUUGACUGCAACGACGAUUGGUAAAGCCUUGGGUUUGCGAGAGAUUCAGGUCUGGAAGGAUGUUGAUGGUGUUUUAACCUGUGACCCGACUAUUUAUAAACGGGCUGUACCAGUUCCGUAUCUAACAUUCGAUGAAGCUGCCGAGCUUGCUUAUUUUGGCGCACAGGUAUUGCACCCACAGUCCAUGAGGCCAGCAAGAGAAGGCGAUAUCCCCGUUAGGGUUAAGAAUUCUUACAACCCUAAAGCUCCCGGAACUAUUAUCACUAAAGCAAGAGACAUGACUGAGACUGUUCUUACGAGCAUAGUUUUGAAACGCAAUGUGACCAUGCUGGAUAUAGUUAGCACCCGAAUGCUUGGUCAGGUCGGUUUUCUUGCAAAGGUAUUUUCAAUAUUUGAAGAACUGGGCAUUUCCGUGGAUGUUGUCGCCACUAGUGAAGUCAGUCUAUCUCUGACAUUGGACCCGUCGAAACUAUGGAGCAGAGAACUGAUUCAACAGGAGCUUGAUCAUGUGGUUGAAGAGCUGGAAAAAAUUGCGGUGGUGAAUCUCCUACGAAGAAGAGCAAUCAUCUCUCUCAUCGGGAACGUUCAACACUCCUCGCUAAUUCUUGAGAAGGCAUUUCAUGUUCUUCGGACAAAAGGUGUCAAUGUCCAGAUGAUAUCACAAGGAGCAUCAAAGGUGAAUAUUUCCCUAAUAGUAAACGAGGACGAGGCUGAAAGAUGCAUCGAGGCCCUUCAUCAAUCCUUCUUCGAAAGCAACGAUCUUUCCGAGUUAUUGGUAAAACCCGGAUAUGGCAAUGGUUCACAUAUUACGACGGUUCAACUAGAAAAUUGAAUCUGUCCCCUAAUGGCUUCUGCAUCAUCAUUUUUGUGAGGUGUUUCUCAGCAAGUUCGUUUCUCGCUGAGCCUUCAUCGUGUUGUGCUAACAUGUACGUGCCUGUUUACAUUGGGCGAGAACUGAAUGCCGUUUUGCAUUCGUGCAAGCGGAAUGCGUGCCGUUUUGCAUUUAAAAAAACCUUGGGUUUUGUAGGUGUGAUGUGAUGCACAAGGAACUGACAUUGUACUUCACAUUCAGAACCAUUUCAUUGUAACAUUUGCAUCAAUAAUCUUACCAAAGGCAUUGCUACAAAACGUAUUGUGUUACAAACGAUAUAAACAACAGAUGCUUAUAUGUUCUAA
Molecule: messenger RNA, 2159 nt
Organism: Tarenaya hassleriana
Lineage: Eukaryota; Viridiplantae; Streptophyta; Magnoliopsida; Brassicales; Cleomaceae
Product: aspartokinase 1, chloroplastic-like
Exons: 12
Coding region: 97-1815 (572 amino acids)
Biological process (GO): amino acid biosynthetic process
Cellular component (GO): chloroplast stroma
Molecular function (GO): aspartate kinase activity
Source: RefSeq, a predicted model, not a curated record